This is a messenger RNA of Porites evermanni, 1405 nucleotides long. The record is from the annotation of a GenBank genome assembly. Lineage: Eukaryota; Metazoa; Cnidaria; Anthozoa; Scleractinia; Poritidae.
AUGGCAUCCAAAGGAAACGCCGAGGUUAAUUACGUCCAUCAAAAUGCUAUUUUAUGCGAAACAAUCAAGAAAGAGCAGAGAAAUCACAAGUUAUACACAAACUACAGCAUAAACCCAUUCAAGAAAAGUAAGAAGAAAAUCGGAAAUAGAGAGGUUUUCACUUGACUGUCGAAAGGGAUUGGUUUUGGUUUUGGUUUUGGUUUUAAUACGCCCUUUGGUUGGCUAGUGUAUUUACUUUGGUUUUGGUUUUACGACAGUCAAGUGAAAACCGCUCUCAGUGUUUAGCAUGACAUCCUUUUGUUUUCUCUUGAACAUGAGUGACGAUUUUGAUAAAAUUCAGGUUCUUAUGGGCUACUGUUUUUAUAUUUUUUAGUGUACACGUUAACCAGAAAGCCAAAUUCUUUGCACGACUCCGCGGAUGGUGAAGAAGAUGGUAAGAAAUAAGACAACAAGAAUGUAGCUUCUUGAGCUUCCCACAUAUAUAAGAAUCAUACCUACGGUACACUGCUACUUUACCAUGACAUUAAUAUUACUAUCCUUGUUUUUACAGAUCAUUUCUUAGAAGUGAUCAAGAAAUCCAAUGAAACACCUGUUAAAAAAUUUCAAUUUCCCCAAACGUCAGCGCAGGAAAUAGGAUGGAAUACAGAGCCUCUGGUGAGUGUUUUUACCGUGGUAGUUAACUUUCUAAAUCGGGGCAGUAACUGAAGAAUGCCUUGCAAGUCGACUGCAUUACUGAAAAUCAGUCACUUCGUUGUAGGUGAAACCUGUUCUCAGUUGAAAUCAGAAUUCCCUUGGCCUCCUGAGUAUGGCCAGGAGGCAAAAGGACUCACGUCGUAAUAACACCUGGAUAAUCCCACUGGUAUUUGUAUUAACCGUGUUACGCUGUAAUGUUGGGUGAAUACUGGUUAAACCUGAGAAGGGAUUCUAUCUACAAUGGUAGUCAAUCAACAAAAUUGGCAGAUUAGCAAUCAAUCAUAACUCAUAACAAAAAAAGUUCAACGUAAAAUAAACAUAUAGUCAUGUAAGUUCCAAUACAUUUGGUGGAAACUUUGGAUGUUUGGACCAAACCGAAGAAAAAAAAGGGCAGGAGGCGCCAGAAAUGUAGGUACGGAGGAGGAGAGGUUUGGACCCCCAGUCCCUCCUCACAGACGUUUACACUGAUAAACCUUAAGCAAAAGAUAUUAAACCCCAAGAGCUUCAAAGAACAUCACUUUAGGUCUUACUUACCAAAAGUGAGUCAAUUCUCUUUGACUUGGAUGCAUCUAUUUAGAAACUUAAUUUCUUUUUCCAGAUUGACAGAUUGUGGAAAGACCGCUUAGAACAUCCCAUAGUUAAUGCUGAAAUAACAAAGUUCAUGGACAAGAAAUGGAUGGUUAAGGAACAACAGGAUAUUAAUCAGAGUUGA